AUGGAAACAAAACGCGAUUUACAUCUACUCUUCUUGUACGAGUUUAAAUUAAAUCAUACCGCAGCUCAAGCUUCAAGAAAUAUUAAUCAGGCAUUCGGAGAUGGAUUCACCAAUGAAAAAAAUGCUCGAUAUUGGUUCCAAAAAUUUCGUUCUGGAACUAGUCAUACAGCUGUGUUAAAACAUUUGCGUGCAAUAAAUAAAGUCAGAAAAUUGGACUUAUAUGUGCUGUACGAAUUGACGCAACUGCAGAUGAUCGACUCCAAAAGCAAGUGCGCAUCUUUGUUGCUUCGCAAUACACGAUUGACAUUUUUACAACAAAUCAUCACUUGUGAUGAAAAGUGGAUUUUGUAUGAUAAUCGAAAACGAUCAAGCCAAUGGGUAGAUAAGAAUACACCUCCAGGACACACCUCGAAACCGAAAUUUCAUAAAAAAAAAAUUAUGGUCACCAUAUGGUGGAGUGCCCAAGGAGUGAUCCAUUAUUCCUUUCUACAACCAGGCGAAACUAUAACAGCGAUGUCUUAUUGUCGUGAAAUUGAUGUCAUGCACGAGAAACUUAUGAAAAAACAACCAGCAUUGCUCAAUCGGCACGGUGCAAUAUUACUGCAUGAUAACGCACGACCACAUAAAGCUUCAAUUAUUGUUGACAAAUUAACUUCUCUACAAUAUGAAAUUUUACCACAUCGUCCAUAUUCACCCGAUAUUUCACCGACCGAUUAUUACUUUUUUCAUAUAUAUGAUUUGCCCAAUCGUUGGCAAAAAGUCGUAGAUGCCAAUGGAAAUUAUUUCAAUUGA
This is a messenger RNA of Vespa velutina, 792 nucleotides long. Its product is annotated as histone-lysine N-methyltransferase SETMAR-like. The record is from RefSeq and is a predicted model, not a curated record. The coding region runs from base 1 to 792 and encodes 263 amino acids. Gene Ontology annotation, molecular function: nucleic acid binding. The transcript has 3 exons. Lineage: Eukaryota; Metazoa; Arthropoda; Insecta; Hymenoptera; Vespidae.